Molecule: messenger RNA, 731 nt
Organism: Propithecus coquereli (Coquerel's sifaka)
Lineage: Eukaryota; Metazoa; Chordata; Mammalia; Primates; Indriidae
Gene: TEX47
Product: chromosome unknown open reading frame, human C7orf62
Exons: 2
Coding region: 1-654 (217 amino acids)
Source: RefSeq, a predicted model, not a curated record
AUGCCAGAGCGUGACCAGGUGGAGGAAGGUGCCCACGAGGGGGAGCAGACAGCCACAACACAAGGAAAUGUGGAAAAAAAGGAUAUUUCUGAAUACUAUGAACAAUUGUUUCAGUCAAUUUUGAAACAUCACCUAGAAGAAGUAGUGACAGGAUUAUUGCUCAUAUACCCCACUUCCUUUCUGCAUAUCCUUGAGUCCUCCAGUGGUGCUCUCUUCCAAAUUCUCCUAGAUUAUCUUGGCCAUGAAAACGAUGAGAAAGAAUUUUUUAUACAAGAAAUGAAAAUUAUAGUCAUUUCCCAUAACAUCCCAACUCGGCUUUUCAUGCAAUGGCAUGUUUCAGCAAUAAAAGUGCCAGUUAUGUAUCUCGAUGACGUGACACAAUCCCAGUCCCUAAAAGAGGUCAUCACAGAUUUUAUCACCCAAAUUCAUAAACUGUCACUCUACCUUUUUAAGACUAUUAAAGUGGUCACUAAAGGACCAGGCGAUAACUUGCACCAUGCUGUACCUGACCUACUCCUUCCAGAGCAAAUCAUAAAGUACUUGUGCGAAUCUGAAGAAUUCAUGGACCCAGCAACAUUCAUAAAUAUGUACAAUAGACCCAUGCAUGUCACGUUGGAUUCUGAGGUGGUAUGGCCUGCUCCUUCCCAUUUCUAGGAUUGAUAGAGACUGUGUGCUCAUAUCUCUUAAGGAAUUUAUGCUACUUAAAUAAAAGGAAAAUAUUUAUAAAGUUA